UAGUCGCAGUAGAAACCGCACCAGCAACGAAAGGGGAAGUCGAUAUGGCCACAGGAGCCAGAUUGAUGAAGCUGCGUAACAAAAGCGAAGAUGCCAUCACUGACUUGUUGACGCGCAUCCCGGACGUGGGCCACCUGUUUGACGUACAGAGCCGGAUUGGCAAUGGCACCUUCAGCACCGUGCUGCUGGCCACGCUUAAGCGAGAGGCGAAUCUACCGGAGAGCAUGCGGCGCAAGUUCGCCAUCAAGCACCACAUACCCACCAGCCAUCCCGACCGCAUUAUGAAGGAGCUUCAGUGCAUGACCAAAAUGGGCGGAAUGGACAAUGUCGUUGGGAUCCACUGCUGCAUGCGUUGUGACGCCUCGGCUGCCUUCGUGAUGCCCUACAUGCCCCACGACCGAUUCCAUGACUUUUACACCAAGAUGGACGUGUCGGAGAUUCGCCUGUACAUGCGCAACUUGCUGGUGGCCCUGCGCCACGUCCACAAGUUCAACGUGAUCCACCGGGACGUGAAGCCGAGCAACUUCCUGUACAACCGGCGGCGCCGCGAGUUUCUUCUGGUGGACUUUGGGCUGGCCCAACAUGUCAAUCCGCCGGUCUUGGCCGCGGGCACGGCCGCAGGAGGACAGCAGGAGCAGCGCAACCGCCACACUGGAGCUGGUGGUCCGAACAGCAAACGCUUCAGAGACAGGGAGACGGAGGCGGCAGUGCAGACAACAGCUGCCGCUGCCGCUGCUGCUGCUGCUGCUGCUGCUGCUGCAGCGGUGGCCGCAGCCGAUGCAGGUCUGGGGGGAGCAGUGAAGCGCAUGCGGCUGAACGAGGAGGGCGGCUGGGGCAAGAUGCCGCUCAAGCCGGUCAACGAGAUUGCCCAUGCCCAGAACGAGUCGAAAGAAGUUGUCGCUCAGGCACCAGAGCAGCCACAGCUGUCCACACAGCAACAGCAGCAGCAGCAGCCCGAGCAGACACCAAGCUCGGCCACUGGCACGGGAACAGUCGCGGGCACCGGCAGCAGGUACAACACAAACCGAAGCGCCACUGGAUCGACGAACAGCGGCAAGUGCUUCUGCUUUGCCAACCCAUCGGUGUGCCUCAACUGUCUGAUGAAGAAGGAAGUGCACGCCUCGCGGGCUGGCACGCCUGGCUACCGUCCGCCCGAGGUGCUGCUCAAGUACGCGGACCAGACCACGGCCGUGGAUGUGUGGUCCGUUGGCGUGAUCUUCCUCUCGCUCAUGUCAUCGGUGUAUCCGUUCUUCAAGGCGCCCAACGACUACAUAGCCCUGGCCGAGAUAGUCACCAUCUUCGGGGACCAGGAGAUACGCAAGACGGCCUUGGCCCUCGAACGCAUGGUCACCCUCAGCCAGCGUUCCCGUCCGCUCAACCUGCGCAAGCUGUGCCUGCGCUUCCGCCACCGGGCCAUCUUCAGCGACGCCAAGAUGCUGAAGAAGUACGAGUCGCCCGACGGGCAGUGCGAGGUGUGCAAGAACUGUGACCAAUACUUCUUCAACUGCCUGUGCAAGGAGAGUGAUUAUGUGACCGAGCCGCUGGAGCCGUACGAGGUCUUUCCGGCCUCCGCCUACGAUCUGCUGGAGCGCCUGCUUGAGGUCAAUCCGCACAAGCGCAUCACCGCGGCCGAGGCACUGCAGCAUUCCUUCUUCAACUGCCAGGGACAGGGCCCGAACUCUCAGACGGCUGGGAACCAUCAAGUCGCCAGUCCACCGCGCAAGGGCCGCACCGCUGCCGCCAGGCAGAUGACGCGUCGCCGUGUCACCAACAAAUCCGUCUCAAUGGGCAUACAGCCUCUGCAGCAGCUGAAGAUAGAGCAGCAGCUGCUGUAUCCCGCCAAACUGGAGGAGCUCCAGACGGUGCUCAACAAGCUCUAAGGCUCUAGUCCCGCUCCUCCCACUGUACAUUGUAUAUAGAUUUAUGCACAUCCAAAAUCAUUAUCUGUACACACAGUAAACAGCUCAGCUUGUUGUUCGCUGCAGCACCCCAGCCCCACGGCCACAUAUACUUACCUCAAAUUUGCAUCUCACUGGAGAAUUUGAGAGGCCAGCAGCCCAGUAGCCGUCUAUUGCAUAAUAUACUCAACUCAACUCAAAGGAAACCAAAAAGGAAAGGCAUGCAUACUAUACCACACACACACACACACAUAAACGUAUAUAUAUUUAAGUAUAAAGUGUUAACCAUGAACAAUAGGAAAGAGGAAUACCAAAAACUUCAAGUGAAAGAAAGAAAAGUGAAACAAAAUACUACCUAAAGGAAAUAAAAUAAAUAUUAUUUAAAGUUUUAAGUACACACGUAUAUGUGGUGGCAGAGCACUUGCAUGGCUCCUCCCCCCCAGUGAUCACCCGCAGCCUGCGCCAUCCAUUGUCCUACUGGCAGCUCAAUGGCACUCCCACUCUCAUUUUGGAUGGAUGUGGCUUGAGAAGUCCGUGCUAUUGCAUGUACACAUUAUUUUACCCAUGUUUUUUUUUGUUUGUGUUGCAUAGUUCGAAUAAUUUUAGAUUACCCACCCCAUCUAUGUAUAUCCACAAGUAUCCUCAUGAACGGAGAAACAAACAUAAAUAUGUACAUAUAGAGUAUAUACAGAAAGAGAAAAAUAUAUUUAUACGAUGCGAUUGUAA
Molecule: messenger RNA, 2624 nt
Organism: Drosophila guanche
Lineage: Eukaryota; Metazoa; Arthropoda; Insecta; Diptera; Drosophilidae
Gene: Cdc7
Product: cell division cycle 7-related protein kinase
Exons: 4
Coding region: 45-1880 (611 amino acids)
Biological process (GO): mitotic DNA damage checkpoint signaling; protein phosphorylation
Cellular component (GO): nucleus
Molecular function (GO): protein serine/threonine kinase activity; ATP binding
Source: RefSeq, a predicted model, not a curated record